Symbiodinium sp. CCMP2592 is the source of this 807-nucleotide messenger RNA. NCBI's taxonomy places the organism in Eukaryota, Dinophyceae, Suessiales, Symbiodiniaceae. The record is from the annotation of a GenBank genome assembly.
AUGACACCUGCGACAUUGACGCCGAACUCGCCAUUCAGUCCGUCGUUCUUUCCCACGCCAUCGACUCCAGGCGCGUCCAUACUGCAGUCUUACAGCCUCGGCAUCGGCACUCCAGCCAUGUGCUCUACACCGCCCUGGCACACGAGACAAGGCAGAACUGUUGCGACCUUUCCGGAAGAGCCGAUCCUCAUGCCAACAGCUCCCACACAGGCAUUUGCAUCUGCCGAUGCAGCUUUACCGUGCCGGUCAGCAUGGCAAAGGUCACUAGCACCAGGACGUGACGCACAAGCUAGCCUCUCGAUUCGAUUACGGACAGCAAUCCAAGAAGAAAUGGAGCACCACAUCGCACUGCAGAUCGAAGCCGCCGAAGCAACUUCACCAAAGGUGAAAGUGCAAGCCCGAGGCAGCCAGAGGAGCGAGUCGCCGUGUGUGCGAAGGAUGUCAUCCGGUCGCGGUUAUCCAAUGCCCCGUGCGAGUUGGUCCAACUGCACGAAGAACAGCCAGUUGGAGUGGACGUCCUUCCAGCUGCCUGCCCAAGCCGAAGCUCAGAGCCCGCGCGUGCGCGAUCGAAGAUCCCUUUGUGAGAGGGCAGGCUUGGACACCUCGCCACGUUCUCCGCCUUUUGGGUCGUCGCAGAGGGUGAGGGAGAUGAGCCCUCGCGGGACUGGGUACCAGGAGCUGACGCAGAAGCAGCUAGCAGAGAAGCUCCCUUGGUUCAAGAUACAACAGGCACGACACACAGAUGGUGAGCUGCGAAGCUUAUCACCAGCCCGCUGCCAAGUCAGACAGGGGUCUAAACAAACAUAA